GAAGCGAGUGGCGGCGUACGAGGGGCGCAGACCACUAACAGACUCUCUGCUCGACAAGGUCGACGCUUCUCCGCGAUUCUUUUAACUACGCUUCCUCCAUUUUCUCCAUCAAUCCCUCUUUCCAUUUUUUCCUCCUUCUUUUCUGUCUCUCCUCUUCAUCUUCUGAUCCGGAUUCUCCAAAUCUCACCAGUCGUCUACUCUCAAAUCUACAACUGAGGCCAUUCCACCUUUGUUCCGUGCAACCGCACAUCCAUCCUCCUGUCGCUCCACCUGGUUUAAAAGUAUGCGGGUACUCCGCGCUGUGCCGCCACCCUCAUGUCCACCGACAUGUCCUCUCCGUCCAUGAGGGGGAAGUCGUUUGCGAGGCGCACCAAGCAGAGCACUAGGAUAUGUUUUCGGGAGCAGAGGAGUGUCAUAACCAUGUCAUCUCCAGAGGUGUGCUGGCCUGUGCCGAUGCGAGCCAUCGGGGCUCAGAACCUCCUCACCAUGCCCGGAGGAGUUUCCAAGGCCGGGUACCUCCACAAGAAGGGGGGCAGCCAGUUCAGCCUCAUGAAAUGGCCGCUGAGAUACAUCAUCAUCCACAAGGGCUGCGUGUACUACUUUAAGACCAGUACUUCUCCAGCACCACAGGGGGCGUUCUCUCUCAAUGGCUACAACAGAGUGAUGAGAGCAGCAGAGGAGACGACGUCCAACAAUGUUUUUCCUUUUAAGGUCGUCCACUUCAGCAAGAAACACAGGACGUGGUUUUUUUCUGCCGCCAGCGAGGACGAGAGGAGGAAAUGGAUGCGACAGCUGCGGAGGGAGAUCGAUCACUACAACGACCGGAAAGAGUCCCUCAUUCCCAGCGACUCGGACUCCGAUGCUGACAGUUUCUACGGCACCAUCGAGCGGCCCAUGGACAUCACGCACCACGACAGUAACGCAGACGACGAUUACGUUGAGGAGGACGAUGAUGACGAUGAGGAAGACUAUCUGCAGCCCGACGCCAACUAUUCGCCGCCACCUACAGGUCGACCGACGGGGCCGCCCCCCUCCUACCCUCCCCCUCCGGUGCCGGCAGUGUUCCAGUUUCGUCAUGACUCUGGUCUCAGUUUCCACAAAGGCCCGCCUCCCCCCGUCCCGUCGCAGCACAGAAACCCGACCGCCCCGCUCCCCAAAAGACCUCCGCCCACUUUCCCACCUCCCUCCAUACUGAAGGACCCCAGCAGAGGCCCCCCUCCUCCCCCUAUGCCCUUUACGUCCCACCUGCGCAAGCCCUUUUGUCCCGACACUCCUCCUCUUCCUCCUCCGCCCAAUCCAAAGAGGACUCCUCCCAUGAACAAGCCAAAGAGAGCCGCCAAGCCGCCCCCCACAGGUGAGCCAGGGAUCAUCAACAGAGACUGGCGGCCUCUGUCGACCCUUUCCAACCAGUUUGCCUCCACUCUGCCCAUCUGUGAGCAAUUAGAGAGUAGGAUGGUGCCAAAUGGCCCCGCCCACUGCUCCCUGAAUGUUUUAGGGAGCCAGUCGCUAGGCAACAACCACCCCCGCAACAAGCCCACCCUGCUGCUGCCCCAUCAGCCCGCCACCAGAUGUGACAUCAGAAUUCCUGUCCCCCAGUCAGACGCCCCCUGUCACCCACCUCUCCUUGGCCCCCCUCCGAUCUCUCCUCUGCACAAACUUGGACUGCACAAUAAGCCGGCGGCGACCAACCCUCCUCCGCUGCCUGCAGCCAAGUCCAAGCCACCGGGAACCUCCCUUCAAAGAGCGUCUCCGGAGGGUCAGAGCUUCCGCUCGUCAGGAGACGAGACGCCGUCGGAGUUCAGGUGGAAAGCAGAUCCGGUGAAAGGAGGCGACGACUCGGACGACGACUACGAGAAUGUGCAGCUGCCGGACUCCGUGUUCAUCGACACGACCGAAACCUGCUUCGUAGAAAAGUUGUUCAGAGAGGGCCCCGACCCCCCCGAGGACGGACUGUACGGCAUCAGAAACUCUGGAACCAAAACCUCCAAGGUGCUGGUGGUGUGGGACGUCAGUUUAGGCAAAGCCAGAAACUACCGACUCUUUGCAGACGAGGGCUUCAUCUUCCUGGACACCGAAGUGACUUUCCCCUCUCUGUCAAUUCUGAUCGAACACUACCACGGCCAUCCUCUUCCUCACCACACCUCGCUCUGCCUGCAGAAGCCUUUCACCAAACCCGUGGGAUCCAAGCAGGCGGCAGAGCUCGUGCCUCCAUCGCGGCUCACACUCAGUCAAGCCGCGUCGUGAAUUGACACGCAAACAAACAAACAAGUGGAAAACGGGUGAAACCGUGAACUCCCAGCAGCUGAAACCAGAGUCUCUCCUGCCGACCAUCGACAACUCGUGGAAAUAAACGAUUAGAAAUAACUGGCACAGAUGAUAAAACUGAUCUGACCUCUCACUUUCAUCGACUGUUACACCAGAAUACACAAAGCUUCGUGUUCCUGCUGCUGUCAGCGAACAGGAAAGUGUAAAAAGAUAACGUGAUGAAGUCCAAUCCGAGAGAGUCGGAUGGAAGUGGAGUGUUUUGUCCACAGAGGGGCGCUGUGACACAAAACGUCUAAUCGCAAAAAACCACAGUUGUGAUAUUUCCUCUGAGUCACAUCGUUGGACCUUUGAAUCAGGAUCAACCAACUUGACUCUAAAACAUUGAAUGAACUAUGAUCUGAAUAAUUGACUGAAUGAAUCCUGCAUCUUUCUCAUCCAGUUGCAGAUUUUACGUCGUCAGAGGCCAUUUUCCACUUAAACUGUAGUUUUUCUUAUAAUGUAAAAUAGACAUUUUGAAAGUAUAACUCAGUAUUACUCAACAUUGUUGGUGCCACAUGUUUGAAAACAGCUGUUCCAGUUUGUGCAGCACUGACUUUAAUACUUCAAAUGACUAUAUGUAAAUGCUGUAUCUACUGUAAAAGAAAUGUGUCUAUCAAGAUGUAAAUAUAAGUUUUUUUUUACAGACGUGUAAUACGUUGAGAUUUUAUAAAGGAUUGUUCAGA
Hippoglossus stenolepis (Pacific halibut) is the source of this 2987-nucleotide messenger RNA. RefSeq names its product SH3-domain binding protein 2 (gene sh3bp2). Gene Ontology annotation, molecular function: SH3 domain binding. The record is from RefSeq and is a predicted model, not a curated record. NCBI's taxonomy places the organism in Eukaryota, Metazoa, Chordata, Actinopteri, Pleuronectiformes, Pleuronectidae. Gene Ontology annotation, biological process: signal transduction.